UUUUCUAAAAGGUGUAAUUUAAUUAUUCACAUACGCAUGCAUACAGGAGAAAAACCGUAUCACUGUGAUAUAUGUGACGAAUCAUUCUCUGCGGAACGCCGCUUCAAUACACACAAAUGUUUCCACCCUGGAAGGAGACCGCAUCAGUGUGAUAUCUGUGGUAAAUCAUUUUCUCUUAAGUGUCAUUUAACCAUUCACAUACGCAUUCAUACUGGAGAGAAACCAUACCCCUGUGAUGUCUGUGGCAAAUCUUUCUCUGUUGGAAGCAGCUUAAAUAAGCACAAACGUAUUCAUACAGGAGAAAAACCAUUCCGCUGUGAUGUCUGCAGUAAAUCAUUCUCUGGCAGUAGUGACUUAACUCAACAUAAACGCUUUCAUACAGGUGAAAAACCAUAUCAAUGUGAUAUUUGUCGUAAAUCAUUCUCGCAAAGUGCACACUUAACUGUACAUAGACGUAUUCACACAGGAGAAAAACCUUACCAGUGUGAUAUCUGUGGUAAAUCAUUCUCUGAAAGUAGUCCCUUAACUCAACAUAAACGUGUUCAUACAGGAGAGAAACCAUAUCACUGUGAUAACUGUGACAAAUCCUUCACUGCAAUACGUAGCUUAAUUCAACAUAGACGUAUUCACACAGGGGAAUAACCAUAUUUGUGUGAUAUCUGUGGUAAAUCAUUCUCUGAAAGUUGUCUAUUAACUCUUCAUAAACGAGCUUUAUAUAUUUUUUUUUUCUCUCAUCUGGUGACAGGGUAUGAAACGUGUCUUUG
Molecule: messenger RNA, 764 nt
Organism: Octopus bimaculoides (California two-spot octopus)
Lineage: Eukaryota; Metazoa; Mollusca; Cephalopoda; Octopoda; Octopodidae
Biological process (GO): regulation of transcription by RNA polymerase II
Cellular component (GO): nucleus
Molecular function (GO): DNA-binding transcription factor activity, RNA polymerase II-specific
Source: RefSeq, a predicted model, not a curated record